Suncus etruscus (white-toothed pygmy shrew) is the source of this 1077-nucleotide messenger RNA. RefSeq names its product EGF like domain multiple 7 (gene EGFL7). The record is from RefSeq and is a predicted model, not a curated record. Gene Ontology annotation, biological process: anatomical structure development. Gene Ontology annotation, cellular component: cell surface; extracellular region. Bases 146 to 940 code for a protein of 264 amino acids. Lineage: Eukaryota; Metazoa; Chordata; Mammalia; Eulipotyphla; Soricidae. Gene Ontology annotation, molecular function: signaling receptor binding; calcium ion binding. The transcript has 9 exons.
GGCUAAAACGGCGGGUGCGGGGCGGGCACGCAGGGGGCGCCGAGCGGGGUCCGCUCCCUGCGGGAGCGCAGGGGUCGCGUGUCCCCGCGCACGGAAUCGGGGGUGGUGCAGAGCGAUCGCCGGUACCCCAGAGGUCCGACCAAGAAUGAGGCCGGCUCUCACCAUCACGUGGACCAUGAGGGGCUUCUGGACGCUGCUGCUGCUGCUACUAUGGCUUCCGCUACUAGCCAGGGGCUCCCUGAAUUUCUUCCGGCCUGGUCGCAGAGUCUGUGCUGUGGCAGCUCCCCCGGACCCCAAACCCGAGUCCUUCAUGCAGCGGGUUUACCAGCCUUACCUGACCACCUGUGGGCACCGCGUCUGCAGCACCUAUAGGACCAUCUAUAGAACUGCCUACCGCCACAGCCGCCCGGCCCCCGCCAGGCCUCGCUUCGCCUGCUGUCCUGGCUGGUCGCGGUCCAGAGGGUUCUCGGGCAAGUGUGGCCCAGUCUGCCAGCCACCGUGCCAGAAUGGGGGGACGUGUGUGAGGCCGGGCCGAUGCCAAUGCCCCAAGGGGUGGCAGGGGGCUUCCUGCCAGGCUGACGUGGAUGAGUGCAGAACCGAGGCCAGCAGCUGUCCUGAGCACUGUGUGAAUACUGCAGGCAGCUACUGGUGCCAGUCUUGGGAGGGGCACUGCCCCUCGGUUGGCAGGGAGCCCUCUAUGGUCACCUCGGGCCCCACCCCAGGAAUGCGCCCCCGGGUGGAGGAGGAGGUGCAGGCGCUCCGGUCCCGGGUGUACGUGCUGGAGCAGAAGCUGCAGCUGGUGCUGGCCACGCCGCCUGGAACCCCGGACCCUGGCCUGCUGCUGACUCACUCCCAGCUGGAGCGCAUUGACUCACUGAGCGACCAGGUGGCCUUCCUGGAGGAGCAACUGGGGGCGUGUUCCUGCAGGAAGGACUCAUGAGACCCGGAGGAAAUAGGGAUGGAGGUCUCUGUUGUAAGACCCUGGCCCAACAUCUUACUGUGUGAUCCUGCCACUUACUGUGGGGCAUUGGGAGGCUCCCCCACCCUGAUCUGUCAGAAUAAAAGCUUGAGAAGUGA